CCAACGAAAUGAUGAAAAACUAAAAGUAUAGCCCUUUUAAAGUGCUACUCAUUUACAAAAGUUAAUUAAAAGCAACUAUGAUUAUUUUUGAUAAACCUCUUUUAAUAUUUUAUGAUGUUUUUAAUUAAAUAUUAAGUUUCAUUAGUCCAAUCUUCACACACAAAUCUAAAACUUUUUUCUUUAAAUCUGGCAACUACACUUUAUAGCAUACUUUGUGAAUGUGUUCCGAAAUCAGCCGAUUGAUAGCGAAGAACGCCGAGCGACGCGACGUUCCCUUGUUACAAAUUACAUUUCAAUUUUAACCGUUUCUUUUUUUAUCAAAAGUAAGAGUUAACUGUUUAAUAAGUUGUUGAACUAGUGAACAGCCUAUUUGUAAAAAAAGGAAUAAUAACAUUUGAAUUAAACUAUCUCCACGAUAUAAAUAUUAACCAACCAUGUCGUCACCGUCACUUGAAAUCCAAAUAGAAAUAGUUCUGACCGAAAAAGCUGAGGAAUGGAUUAUAGAAAUGUAUAUUUCUCUCUCCAAGAAAGAAAUAGAAAAUGAAAACCGGCAGAAUCUUAUGCCCCACCGCAUUUGUAUUCAACAACCCAUUGUAGAAACUAGGGGAGCAUCUGAAAUCGAUACUGCUCAUGAUGCGAUAGAAGACAAUUUAAAGGAGAAAGUUGAUGAAUUAGUGAAGCAAGUAGCAGCCUUAGAAGGAACGGUGAAGGCCUGGAGCCAAUCAAAGUUCCUUCAAGGUCGUUCAGGUCAUACUAAGGCCAAAACACUAGAAAAAAUAUGCUGGUACCAUAGACGCUGGGGUUCUAAGGCAUUGAAGUGUGUUCCGCCAUGUGGCUGGAUAAAAGACGAGCCUGAGAAAGACUAAAUCAUUAUUGUGUUUAUAUUUAAAGUUUUAUUAGUUAAGUUAUUAAUUUUGCCUCAAUUUAUUUUGCAUGAGUUGGAAGUUUUCAUUAAAUUAAAUUUACUUCGUCUUAAACUAAGGGCUGAUUUUUCAAUCGCCAGAUAACUCCUAUCUGAGGAGUAUUUUUAACGUUUUGACAGCUUUUGUAUGGAAAAUAUGUCAAACCGCCAUAUUUAUUCCUCAGAUAGAAGUUAACCGAUGAUUGAAAAAUCAGCCCUUAAACAAGCAACUUAUAAUUAUUUUUUCCUUCUUGGCUUUUAAAUGCUUCGUUCUCAACUGCGUCACCUCGAGCUGUUUUCUUAUACUUUUAUUUAUCUUUGUGACAUUUUUUUCAGUUUCAAGCUUUUAUAUUUGUUUUGUAAAUUUUAAAGCCAGAGCAUUUCAAAUGGGUUUAACUUUGUUUCGCUGGAUACUGUCGCUGUCAGCUUUGUUUGUGUACUGUUUAGUUAUCAUUUAAUUAUUUUGUGAUAUAAUUUACUUUAAUCCAAUAACAGUAGCUUGUUAUUUGUUUUUGUAUUUCAGCUAAUGGCAAUAUCAAAUGUAGUCUGUUAAAAGAAUUAUUAUAAUAAAUGAUUUAGAAUUUUU
Messenger RNA from Helicoverpa zea (corn earworm), 1487 nucleotides. RefSeq lists its product as uncharacterized. The transcript has 2 exons. Lineage: Eukaryota; Metazoa; Arthropoda; Insecta; Lepidoptera; Noctuidae. The record is from RefSeq and is a predicted model, not a curated record. Bases 435 to 866 code for a protein of 143 amino acids.